Suillus subaureus is the source of this 677-nucleotide messenger RNA. RefSeq lists its product as uncharacterized. The transcript has 3 exons. NCBI's taxonomy places the organism in Eukaryota, Fungi, Basidiomycota, Agaricomycetes, Boletales, Suillaceae. The record is from RefSeq and is a predicted model, not a curated record. The coding region runs from base 378 to 626 and encodes 82 amino acids.
AGACGCGAACAGUGUACUUACUGCUUGCAGACAUCAACUUCACCUUCCUCGACAUCGUGGACAAUCCAACAACAUCGCAGAUUCUAUCCACCACUGGAAUCUCAGUUGCAAAGUUUCGCUACUGCUCAGGUAUUGACGUGCCAACGUACGCACCCCGACCAUAGCUGUGUACUAUGGCGGGCUAUAUCACAUAGAACCCUGAAGGGUUGUUCAUGGGCGCAUCUGGUCUCAAGAUUGUCUUUCCGAUCCAAGUCCUCUCCGCCAUCCAUGAUUCAAACCCAGUUAUUUUAUAGAGUUCGAAGUUCGUCAGAAUAAGUCUCAAUUGAUGAGCACACCAUCAUCUCCCUCAUCCCAGGAUCCGAUCUCACCCCCUUCACAUGGGGCACCCCAAUCUACCCUCCAUCUCCUCAACUCCCCGUCAGCCUCCCUCACCAUCCUUCCCUACACAGCACCAGAUCGAAUUGAUCGAUUUCCGGACGAUAUCAUCAUUGGUCAUAGAACCUGUUGUAAAGAGCAUGGGUAGGACGAAGAGGCUCGUGAUCGUGUAUCAGGCGGGAUUGAUGGGUGAGUACUUUUUCGUUCUCUUCCUUCCCUCCUUUCGUUCUCUUCCUUUCUCACUUGUUUAAACGGGUUCUGAUGUCAUUGAUUCAUGUAGUGUCCCAGCUGCGUUGUAGUUU